This is a messenger RNA of Medioppia subpectinata, 2071 nucleotides long. Lineage: Eukaryota; Metazoa; Arthropoda; Arachnida; Sarcoptiformes; Oppiidae. The record is from the annotation of a GenBank genome assembly.
CAGAAAGCGCUGCAAAAAGUAUAGCAAAACACGUGACUCUUUUUGGUGGCAAUGAUUGCAUCAAAAGUUAUCAAUAAUUGAAUUACAAAUUGUUAUAUAAAUCAGUGAAACAUCUCUCGAGUCCACACAUCCAUCCACUGGCGAAGACACCGCUCGGAACGGAACCAAUUGGACGGACGCUAUGCCGAAGAUAUGUCGUCUGAUGAGUGGCGUUGAGGGCAUUCCUCAUCAGACCGUUAGAGUCGGCGAUUGUCUGACGAUUGGCCGCAACCGCACGUGUCGUAUACGAGACCUGAAGUGUUCCCGAAGUGACUGUUCCGUCACUUUUGAUGGCAACACUGUUUCGGUCGAAGACUGCAAAACACGGCAAAUAACACACCCAUUGAAUGGACAGUCGGUGACCGGCAAUGGGUUUCGCUAUAAAGUGGUUAUCGUUGACCAAACGGGUGAUGAAAACGACGGAUUAGUUUGUGAUACUAAUGGACACCAAUUGAGUGAUAAUGAAAUGCAGUUAUCGUUUGAAGAACCCAUUGAUGAGACCACAAUGAAUUGCGACCAAACUAUAGAUGAUAGCAAAUCGUCGGGAGUGACCGAAUGGCUGGCAAUUUGUUCAAAUCGGGUCCAUAUCUGCAAAUUCUUGGGCGGAGGAAAAAGCAGUCCAUCGAUCGCCGCCUUUGAUUUCGAUGAAACAAUAGUUACGCCUAAAUCUGGCGGUAAAUUUGCCAUCAGUUCCGACGACUGGAAACUAAUUGACAAAUUAUUGCCGCAAAAGAUUGAAAAACUGAUAGAAAAUGGCUUUCGUUUUGUGGUUAUAUCUAAUCAGUUGCCGAUAUCUCAGGGAAGGUUCAAAUUGGAGGACAUUCAGCACCGGUUCGAGUCGGCGCUUACAGCCAUAGGAGUGCCCUGUCUUGUGAUGAUUGCAGCGUUUGACGACAUCUACCGCAAGCCUCGGCCCGGUUUGUGGCAAUUAUUGGCCGACGAGUUCAGUGAUAAGCCGCUUGACUUGAAGACCAGUUUCUAUGUGGGCGACGCCGCCGGACGUAAGAAGCAAUUAAACGGCAAAUCAGACCACAGUUCAGUGGAUCUGCUGUUUGCCGCCAAUUCUCGUAUCCCAUUCUUAACGCCCGAACGCUUCUUAAGUGAUAUGAAACCAAAGACAAGUAACUCAAGCGACAAAAGUUAUUGCGGUUUUGAGAUCUCCACAUAUCGGCCACAAAAGCUGGACUCGACUUUCAUAGCCACUCAAUUGAGUUCAGACAAACGCUACGCAAAUAUCAACGAUUUGCUGGCAAACUAUGGCUCAAAACUGCAUUUAAUAGUAUUGUGUGGUUUACCCGCUUCGGGGAAGACAUCGUUUUAUAGGAAUUAUUUGCAACAAUUGGGUUACGUUUAUGUGUCGAGAGAUGAGCUCAAGACUAUGGAAAAGUGCCAAAAGAAGUGCGAAUUGAGUCUAAGAAGCAAUCAAAACGUUGUGAUCGAUAACCUCAAUGUGGAUGUGUCGGCUCGAAAACAGUGGUUGUCGUUGUCUCAGAAGUAUUCAGCGGUUCCGCUGCUCUUUUUCUUCGACAUAACAGUCGACCAAUCAUUACAUAACAAUAAAUUUCGGCGAAUUAUAGGCGUUAACAGUCCGGUCACUGAUCUUGUGAUUCGCUCGCAGAACAAGAAUUUCGUUAAACCAAUGAAUACCGAAGGCUUUGAAUCAAUCUUUAAAAUUAAUUUUGUGUCCAAUUUUGGCCAAAAAGAGCACGAAUUGCUUUAUUUUAUAAACAAGAAUUUCGUUAAACCAAUGAAUACCGAAGGCUUUGAAUCAAUCUUUAAAAUUAAUUUUGUGUCCAAUUUUGGCCAAAAAGAGCACGAAUUGCUUUAUUUUAUCGAAACAACUCAUUUGGGAACUCCUGUCAGACACCCUCUGGUCGACCACAAUGUGUCGGUCAGACGUUUACGAAACUUCAUCGAAUCUGAGGAUGCAUUUGGAUUCAAAAGAUUCCUCAUUUACGAUAAUAUCAAUGAAUUUAUGGGCUCUAAUAAAUCGAUGGCCGCAUUUCCAGAGUCCGAUUCUCUGACACUCCUC